Argiope bruennichi is the source of this 1281-nucleotide messenger RNA. RefSeq lists its product as uncharacterized. The transcript has a single exon. Gene Ontology annotation, molecular function: zinc ion binding; nucleic acid binding. The record is from RefSeq and is a predicted model, not a curated record. The coding region runs from base 1 to 1281 and encodes 426 amino acids. NCBI's taxonomy places the organism in Eukaryota, Metazoa, Arthropoda, Arachnida, Araneae, Araneidae.
AUGGGCUCCUCCAAACGUGGUCCCUUCAGUGGGCGUAAAGUUUACCAUAUUACCACUAAUAUUCAUUAUUUUGAUAAGUUUUUUGUAAUCAAGCGCCUAUCGGAUAAUAAAGAGACCUUUUCUUCUGUUUCACCGUUUCUUGUGCAGAAAGCAAUAUCAGCUACAGUUGGUGAUGUCCUAUCUAUUCGGAAAAUGCGAUCUGGUGAUCUGCUAGUGGAAAUAAACACCAAAAAACAAGCACAACAAAUUAUCAAACUCAAAGCUCUUGCAGAUAUUCCGGUUUCCGUGAAUUCACAUACAUCUCUAAAUUUCUCCAAAGGUGUUAUUACCUGCGGAGAACUAUUCAAUGUGUCUUUAGAAGAAAUAUCCCAUGAAUUGAAACCACAAGGAGCGACGCAAGUUCGCCAGAUUACAAUUCGGCGAGAAGGUCAAAUACUCCCAACUAAACACUAUAUACUUACAUUUCACAGUCCUAAUAUACCAGAAUAUAUAUAUGCGGGCUAUAUAAAGUUACCAGUUCGACCGUACAUUCCGAAUCCAUUAAGAUGUUAUCAGUGCCAGCGAUAUGGUCAUUCCAAAGUAAAUUGCCGCGGGACACUAACUUGUGCCCGUUGUGCUGAAAAAGGGCAUGACAGCCAGAAGUGCACCGCAAAAGAAAAGUGCGUGAACUGCGGUGGUGAUCACCCUUCAUAUGCUCGAUCUUGCCCACGCUGGAACUUGGAAAAACAAGUGACAUCAUUAAAAAUAAAAGAAAAUUUAUCAUACCCCGAAGCCAGGCGUAGGGUCCAAACUCAAACUCCUACUCCUGGUGUAAGUUAUGCUUCCUUUGUCCAAAAAUCGUUUUGCAUAACUUGUUCCUGUGAGAACUGUAUGAAGCAGACUACAAAGACAAAACCUCCUGCAAAAACUUCUGAAUCUGAUUCUGAGAAUUCUGUUAAAAGCCUUCCAGAAUCUCCUAAACCUGACCUGUCAACAUCGAAAAAAAUUCGGAAAAAAAAACCUCAGUCCUCACUGACAUUAAAACUCGCAAAACGUGGUCUUUCACAUAAAGACCUUUCCUCGAAACUGCAAAAGUCUACUUCACGGAAUUCAGUUGCUUUGGGGUUGGCGAAAGAUGGUAUAGCCCAUAAGGACUUAACGUCCAUUUUUGGGGGCAAACCAACCAUUCCCGAUUUUAAGCUCCAUCCAUCGGAGGAUGAAGAUGCACUUGAUAUGAGUUGCGAAGAUCAGGCAACUCCAAUAAAUGGCCAUUCUCUCUCCUUUUCCAAACCUCGCUCGUAA